This is a messenger RNA of Stylophora pistillata, 2358 nucleotides long. Its product is annotated as spermine oxidase-like. Lineage: Eukaryota; Metazoa; Cnidaria; Anthozoa; Scleractinia; Pocilloporidae. Gene Ontology annotation, molecular function: polyamine oxidase activity. The record is from RefSeq and is a predicted model, not a curated record.
AUUUCAGUCUUCCUCAUACCAACUUUGGCCCAGACGUGACAAAUAGGGCUAUUUCUUCCAAGAAAAAUUACUUGAGAGCGAGAAACAAGAAAUGCCAUACAAAGCAAAUGUAGUUGUUAUUGGUGCAGGGAUAGCAGGACUUUCUGCAGCGCACAAAUUACAUGAGUCAGGGCUGGUAGAUGUGUGUGUCCUGGAGGCAAGUGACAGAGUGGGAGGGCGGAUAAACACAGGCAAGAUUGGAAAUAACACAGUGGAGUUUGGUGCUUCAUGGAUUCAUGGAACAAUUGGAAAUCCCAUCUUUGACUUGGCCUGUGAGCUAAAUUUACUUCAAAAAUCAGAUGUUGAUAAAACAUGGAUUAAUGAGGAUAGUCGAGCAAAACCAAAACUUGAUCAGUCUCAGCUGAGAUGGAAAAUUGAUGACCAGACUCUAGAAGAGGUUUGGAAUGUAUUUGAAAAGUUGAUCACAGAAACGGAAGAUAUCUCAAAAGUGAAAAAAUUUUGUAAAGGCAUCCCAGAGGAUAAAAGAACAGUAGGGAAUUACUUAACCCAAGGUUUUCAAGAUUAUCUCGACUCUAGCACCUCUGACACUGCUAUAACGAAAACUGUAAAACAUGACUUGUUUUUAUUUUUUGAAGAAAGGGAAUGCAAUGCAGUAGGUUGUAAUUCACUGAAUGACUUAAAUCUUGAGGAUUUUGGCGAGUAUAUUUACCUGGAUGGUUCAGGGUAUUGUCCAGUUCCUGAUGGUUACAACAGAAUAACUGAAGCUUUAGCAGCUCAACUAAACAGUGGCUGUAUUCAUUUAAAUCAAGAGGUGACACAAAUAAACUGGGGGUCUUCAAGUGAAUCAGAUGAUGAUGCUGAAAAAAGAUAUCAUCCAGUCAAAGUGCUAUGUGCUAAUAGUAAAACAUUUUAUGCAGACCAUGUGAUCAUAACUGUCUCCCUUGGCAUUCUGAAGGAAAUGCACUCUACACUGUUUUCCCCUUCUUUGCCGUCUGACAAAAUAGAUGCAAUUAGAAAUCUUGGUUUUGGAUGCGUUGGAAAGAUUUUUCUUGAAUUUGAAAAACCGUUUUGGCCAACAGAUGAGUACAGCCUUCACCUCAUUUGGAGUAACAAGAAAAAUACCAAGCAUGAGUCAACAAUUGCAAAUUUUCCUUGGACUCGUCAUCUCCAUUCAAUGUACACCACGCGACCAGGGUCAAAUGUUCUACUGGUUUGGUUCCAAGGCAAUGAAUCACCACAAAUUGAAAAGACCACUCCUCUAGAACUUGAAAAGCAGUGUCUUGCAGCCAUUAAUGAAUGUACUUGUCUUGAAUCACUGCCACCCAUUGUGACUGUUGAAAAAACCCAGUGGGGAACAAAUCCUUGGACAAGGGGCUCAUAUACAUAUUUAUCCAACACAGCCUGUGGGAGUGACUUUGAUACUCUGGCCUCACCCCUCCCUAGUGAGUCACCUGAUGGUAAGGAAGCCCCUCCUUUACAACUUAUGUUUGCAGGUGAGGCAACACAUCGUCAGUUUUAUGGAACUGUUCAUGGGGCUUAUUUGACUGGAGUAAGGGAGGCCCAGAGGCUUUUGAAAUACUUGAGGAAUUGAACUUGAUGGCUUAUUUUCACCAAGUUCAAGAGUUUACUUUUUACCUUUGUUUUACCAAAAUUAGAAUUAAUUUUUAGCAAAUUAAGUGACUUAAACUGCCAGCAAACAUACUUGGGUGAAAGCAGUAUGAAAUAUUUGUUAUGAAUUUGGUUGAAAGGAAUGAAGAAACUUUGAUGUAAAUAUUCAUUUGUGUUAUUAAUGCAGGAAAUGUUCCUUUUAUCAGUUAAAAUAUUUGGGAGAGGUUUAUCCAAUGCAGUCUGUGGGACUAAAUUUGAUACUCUGGCCUCACCCUUCCCUGGUGAGUCAGCUGGUUGUAAGGAAGCCUCUAUUUGCAAGUGAGGCAAUACAUUGUCAGUUUUAUGGAACUGUUCAUGGGGCUUAUUUGAUUGGAGUAGGGGAAGCCAAGAGGCUUUUCAAACACUUAAGUAAUUGAACUUGACACUCAUGGGCAUCUUUACCAAGUUCUAGAAUUUACUUUUUACCUUUGUUUUACCAUUAAAAUUACUGUUAAAAUUGAAUUACUUUUUCGCAAAUUAAAGCAGUGUGAAAUAUUUGUUAUGAAGCAGGUUGAAAGGAAUGAAGAAACUUUGAUGUAAAUAUUAAUUUGUGUUAUUAAUACAGGGAAUGUGUCUUUUAAAUCAGUUUAAUUAUUUGGGAGAGGUUUUCUGAUCUACAAUUCUGCUAUAAUUUCAGAGGAUUCUUGAACCAAACUUUAAGAAAUUUGUGCCUAAAUUGAAAUAAAUUAAAACUGUGUUUUGGACAAGCCA